CUUGGUGGUUCCCUGUCCGAUCGAGGAGUUUGGAGACAAUUGUGAGACGAUUGAGCAUUUGGAUUUGUCUGAGAAUUUUUUGGUUGGAGGGAUUCCUAGUAAUUUAAUGAAAUGUGGGAAUUUGAGGUUAUUAUUGUUUUCAAAUUUGUUUGAAGAAAUUAUUCCACGUGAACUCGGUAAGCUUGAGAAGAUGGAAGUGUUGGAUGUGUCAAGGAACAGUCUUGGUGGGUCAGUACGUCCUGAGCUUAGAAAUUGUACGAGAGGGGACAGUUUGUUGGAUCAUUUGACUUUUGUGAAUGAAGAUUUCAAAAUUGUUUGCUUGUACGCGCUAUGCAUAGAUUUGGUGCCUAUUUUACUAUCCCCUGAAUUUAUGACACCUGAGCUAUAUGACGAGAACUACAAUGAGUUAGUUGAUAUAUAUCCUUUUGGAACGUGGAGAUGGUUGCUUUUGAACAUCCUUACCGUUAUAAAGCGUGCUGCCCUCUUUAAGGUUAAAGAUCCAGACGUAAAACAAUUUAUUAAAAAAUAUCUAGUCCCAGCAUCUGAAAGACUGUCAGCGAAAGAGCUUCUGAUUGACCUUUUUCUUGAUGUGAAUGGAUUUACCUUUUUACUUUUUAUUGGAAAUGUGAUGAUGAAUGAUCGGAUCGAUGGAUACGUACAAUUUAACGACAGUGUCGGCACAUCCGUCAACCUUAAGAAGCCAACAGACACGACGAAAGUAAAUGAUCUUGUAAAUCAACGGGUGGGGGCGAGGGCUCGGGACUCCCUCCGGGGCAAAGGUGUUCCCAUGAAGUUCGUUGAAGAUUAA
Molecule: messenger RNA, 808 nt
Organism: Dovyalis caffra
Lineage: Eukaryota; Viridiplantae; Streptophyta; Magnoliopsida; Malpighiales; Salicaceae
Source: the annotation of a GenBank genome assembly